AAUUCCUUGUGGGAUAUGUUGGUGUUUAAUCGUGUGAAAGCCAAACUUGGUGGAAGAGUGAGAGUGAUUGUUACUGGUGGUGGUCACGUUUCGCAAUCAACACUUGAUUUUCUACGUAUAACCGUUGGAUGUCAAGUGAUUCAGGUUUACGGGUUGACUCAAUGUAGUGGAGUGGUAACGGUGAAUGUUUUCUACGAUUAUCAAUCAGAUGGCGAUCAUUCACAUUGUGGAGGACCAUUACCGUGUAAUGAAAUCAAGUUGGUGGAUUGUUUGGAGAAAGGGUACUCGGUAGAGGAUUUGCCGAAUCCUAGAGGAGAAAUCUGCGUACGUGGUACGAAUGUAAUGAAAGGUUACUAUAAAAAAGCAGAAGAAACGUCGCAGGCCAUUGAUGCGGAUCGAUGGCUACGAACUGGCGAUAUCGGAAUGAUACUACCAAACGGAACACUGCGAAUUAUUGAUAGGAAGUCGUGGCUACAAGACUCCAUUAAAAAUGGCCUCAUCAAAUUCUUUGACUUCAGCGAGUUCAGCGACGUCAAGGUGGUGGCCCGAGGUGCUUUCGGUGAAGUUUCGAAAGCGUACUGGAACAGCGGUGAGAAAACGGUAGCAUUGAAAACUUUAUAUAACAGUCCCGAACUGGAAAAUGACCAGGCAUUUAAUGAUUUUAUUAACGAGUUUCAGUUGAUUCGUUCGGUCGAUUUUCACGAUAACGUUAUAAGAUUCUUUGGUUUAAGCCAAGAUAUCACAAAUAAUCGAUAUUUCAUGGUCUUACAAUACGCCAAUGGCGGAAAUCUACGUGAUUUUCUGCGUAAAAAUCAUAAGGAUCUUGAUUGGUCUAAAAGAAUAGAAAUGGGAAUAAAUAUAGCGAGUGGUCUUAAAUGUAUACACGAGCGUGGUAUCGUGCACCGAGAUUUGCACUCCAAAAACAUACUCGUGCAUGACGGAAAAAUGAUGAUAACUGAUUUUGGUUUAUCAAAAGCGGGUCAGGCAAAUUCAAAUUCCGCGGUGGUGGGGAUGGCUGGUUACGUGGAACCACAAUGUUUCUCGAAUUCAAAACACAUAUACAAACGGGACAAGAAAUCUGACAUAUAUAGUUUGGGCGUACUAUUAUGGGAGAUAUCAAGCGGGGUACCCCCAUUCAAAGAUCUGGAAAUGUUGCAAAUUAUUAAGGCGGUGGAAGUUGGUGCGAGAGAAGAACCGGUUGAGGGUACUCCCAUAGACUAUCUAAAAAUCUAUGAAAGUGCUUGGAAUCAGGAUCCAUCACAGAGACCGGAAAUUGAACAGAUACGUAGAGAUUUGGAAAAUGUACGACUGUCGCCAGUAUAUGAUAACAAUUAUCGAGCAAGUCUGAAACCAUCGUUGCAAACAUUAGCGCAUCAGGGAAAAAUUCAAUACCUUCCUCCUCAGAAUCAAGGACCGUACAGUAACAAUCCCUCACCUUUACAGCCACCUCAGAUGAACAAUGUUGCUAGUUAUCAAGCAACUCCUAGCGGUGGGAACAAUAUAUAUAAUGGAUUGCCAAAUCAAGCAUACAACGUUCAGGAGUAUCCCCCACAGGGUCUAGCCAAAAAUCAAGCGUACAAUGUUCAGGAGUAUCCCCCACAGGGUCUAGCCAAAAAUCAAGCGUACAAUGUUCAGGGUUAUCCCCUUCAAAGUUCGGAUAGAAAUCAGGCGUACAAUGUUACGGGGCACGUCCCACAAAGUCUAGAUCAAAAUCAGAAUCCUUACCGCCCUUCACAAAAUUCUUCAAGAAGAAGUUCGGUACAACAAGAUGAACCGAGUAAUUCGUUUCCGGGUGCACGUCAAGAGAAUGUUCAAGUGGCGUCUCGUCCGCAAAGAACUACCUCCAUUCCUACAAAUUAUUAUAAGAAUGGAAAUAACGCUUAUCCAUCGGUGACUCCAAAUAAUCCUUCUGGUUUAAUAUCACCGCAAUCACGACCCCAACAAAUCAAUUAUAACACUCCCCCAAAUAUCAAUGACACGUACAAUCAGAAUUUGAUGUACUCCCAAAAGAGACCUUACCCACCGCCGGGGCACAAUGUAAAUCCUGUACAAUCUGCUUACGGACACAGCCAACCGCAAAAUACGACGCAGAAACCUGUACAUUCUGACGGAAUGAUUCAUCAUAAUAACAAUAAUUCAUAUUCUAAUCGGCCACCGCCACCUCCACCUCAUCAUUACUACCCAAAUAGUAAUCCACCGAUUUCUCAACAGCAACCAAAUUAUUCCUACCCUGGAGAUUUAAUCCAUUCGCAGAAUGCAUACAACUAUGACCCGCAAAGCGAAUAUUCCUCAAGUAAUUAUGAACACUCCCAACAACAAAAUUACCCACCCCAAAGUCAGUCGUCGCAAAAUCAAUUUCCUCAUAACAAUUAUCAGCCGGGCAAUGGUUCAUAUGCUUACCCAAUUUCUCAAGGUCUGCCUUUAUCCAAUCAGUCGGAUCACCAGGGUCAACAGAUCCCUCGCAAAAAAGUCGAUCGAUCAAGAUAUCCCAACAUGAAACCCUGCACUGAAGUCCUUAAUAAAUAUAUCGAAAGCAAUCACACUCUGAAAGGUUUCGUCAUGCCGGAGGAAUGUAAUGCGGCCAUACAUCUCGGAGUCGGUGACGCGGAAGGGCUACAGUUUCAUCUUGAUUCUGGGGAUGACGUGAACCGGAAUUAUGAUUACAAUGGUUUCUGCGAACCGCUUACACAUAUAGCCACUUUUAAUUGCAAAGGACAAAAACUAAAUCUGAUGUUAAAAAUAUUGAAAUACAAUAAUGCAGAUUUUGGCAUUAAGAAUAUGCAGAAGAAAACUGCUUUUCAUCGAUUGCAUGAUAACACGGGAUUUCGAAGAUUGUUUAAGGAAGACGAGGAGAAAUAUGUAAGGCGUAUGACGGAGGCAAUAGAAAUACUGUGCGAAAACCAUUGUCCAAUAAAUGCUCGUGAUAAGGAUGGCCGAACGGUGCUAUCAUACUUUUUGGCCGAGAAACAUGGUAAAUCCGAGAGUCAACAAUCCAUAAUUUCAACCUUGUUAAAAAUGGGUGCUAAUCCUAAUUUAUCGUGUACCAUCAAGGGACUGGGGCAGACAUUCUACGCGCCCACGGCAUUGUUCCUGGCCAUAGAAUUUGAAUGGCCGAUUAGCCUCAUUGAGUUGUUGAUGAAAAAAGGAGCGGACGCUCGGAAAUGGGACGCCACAAACAAGAUGAAUAUAUUGGGACUGGCAGUUCAGAAGAGGAAACAGGAUCUGAUCAAGUGGUUAUUAGAUCACAUUUCUUGUUUGUCCGAACCUGAGAGCAUUAAGGCGGCUAAGCGUAAGACAAGCCUCACGCAGUCGAUGCUAAUGUCAUGGCGUGGGAGAAAAACGAAAGAUAAUUUAGAAAAUUAUCCAUUGAUAGACGUCAAUGUCGACGCGGAUGACGAGGAUUCCGAAAAACCAUGGUUCAUCGAUGCGGUUAAUAAGAAAUAUGAGGAACACAAGCAACAAAAGGAAGAUGAUUCUGGAAAAAACGAUAGCAAGGAAAAAUGA
Acaulospora morrowiae is the source of this 3504-nucleotide messenger RNA. NCBI's taxonomy places the organism in Eukaryota, Fungi, Glomeromycota, Glomeromycetes, Diversisporales, Acaulosporaceae. The record is from the annotation of a GenBank genome assembly.